AUGGCUGGUGGACCCAAGAAAUGUUGGCCUUUGAUUGGAUUCAGUCUUAUCUGUCUUAAAAUGGUUGCUUCAGCAAAAACAGCUCCUGAAAUACCCACUAUUGAUCAGGCCUAUUCAAAAAUCAGCAACAGUAUCACUGUGGAAUGGGCCACAGUGCCGGGGGCCACCAGUUACCUCCUCACAGCUGAAGAUGGAGACACUGUCAUUGAAACCAUGGUGGCCAAUUCCCCAGGCACUGUGACAGGCCUGAAGGCUGCGACCUUGUACCAAAUCACUGUCAGAUCCAUCAGUGCCACUGGGAGAAGCCAAGCAUCACCUCCGAAGCAGGCAAAGACAGUGUUGGCUGCACCAAUUCUAGAAGUAAGCUCUCCAAGUCCAGACUCUAUCCUUGUGCAGUGGGAAGCUGUAUAUAUGGCAAUUGGAUUCUCUGUGUCCAUCAUGCAAGCGAAUGGUUUGGGUAGAAUAUGGAAAGAGAAUACCACAAACACCUCCUUGACGUUCACCAGUUUAGAAGCUGGGACUCUCUACACCAUAAAGGCCUACGCAUGGAAUGCCAAUGGAACACCUGGGGAUGACUCUACCUGCAAUCAGAGAACAAGUCCUCCGGCUCCUGCCAACAUUCAAGUCUCUUUUGACAGUGGUGCUCUGAAGGCCUCUGUUUCAUGGGCCCCAAUGGAAGGAGCUUUCAACUAUACCGUGAUGGCUUUGAGCGAUUCUUCAGAGCUGAGCUGCCGUACAACUCUCAGCACCUGUACCAUCUCCUCACUCCAGUGUGGGACUGAGUACCUCAUUUCAGUUUUAGCAAGUAAUGAUGCUGGUUCUAGCAAAUCAACUUCCGCGGAGGCCCUGAAAACUGUUGCUUGUGCCCCUGGAAGAGUGACCAUCCGAGAAGAUCCUCCAGGCCACCUGUCUGUGGCUUGGUCCAAUGUAGAUCUGGGCGAUUACUACGUGGCCUUUGUGAAGAGUGAUGAUGGCUUGGAAGUCCACUGCAACACAUCCCUCACCCAGUGCAAUUUCUUAUCUGAAUGUGGCUUCACUUACUUUAUCAGUGUUUUUGCCUAUAACAAGGCAGGGCAGAGUCCUCUGGGCGAUGUGUUCAAUUACACCACAGCUCCCUGUUGUCCUACCGACAUCAACCCUGUGUUGGUGUCCAGUGACAGAGUAGAGAUCGUCUGGUCUCCUGUCCGUGGUGCCGAACUUUAUGAAACCAAGGCUGUAGAUGGGUUCACCGUGGUUGAGUGCAAUGACACUGCUCCUGCUUGCACCCUCUCAGCUCUAGAGUGCGACACCAAGUACAACAUCACCGUGUACUCCUUCAGCGAAGUCCGGGGCAGCAAUAUGUCCUGUACUUCCCAAUUUAUAACCACAGCUCCUUGCAGUCCUGAGAUAAAAAGCAUUUCGAAGGAUGUAUUCUCCACAAUUAACGUGCACUGGCGACCCACCAAUGAUGAUGCCACUUACACGGUGACAGCCCAGGGGGAGACAGGGCUGUUUCGGUGCAGCAGCAGGGGAGAGUCCUGCGCCAUGGCGGGCUUGCCCUGUGGCUCGGUGUUCUCCGUCACCGCGGUGGCCGAGACACAGGCCGGCCGGAGCCUGCCCAGCUACAGCGUGACCCUAGAAACAGUGCCGUGCUGUCCAGCUGGUCUGACAGUAACUCAGGUCACCCAGUCGGUAAUCAAUGUGAGCUGGACUGUUGGGACCGGGGCCCAAACCUAUGUGACAGUUCUGGAGUCACACACCGGACAGUCGAAGUGUCUCACCCAUCAAAACCAGUGCCUCCUGGGAUGCAUCUCUUGUGGCGUCAAUUACACGGUGGUAUUAAAAGCGAUUAGUGCCACUGGGUUGACUGCAGACUGCACCUACCAAAGUUACUCCUCCAGUGCCUGCUGCCCUUUGGGAGUGAAAUUAUACAGGCUGGGCCCUAAUGGCAUUCGCAUCUACUGGCAAGCCUCCAGGGGCUCUGCCAAUUACAGCACUGACCUCUAUGGUUCCAAAGGCAUUUUCACAUGUGCCCCAAGCGCUGGCCUCAGUUUUUGUGAUGUCACCGAGAUACCCUGUGGGGAUGUAUAUACCGUGAUGGUCUCACCAGUUGCUGAGACAGGACUGAAGCUUACUUUCUGCCCCCAAAAAAUAUAUUCAGUAACCUGCUCUGGAAGUACACUUGGAAUGGUGAUUUACAGAGGGAAAAGAAAUGCAGAAUGACACAGAGAGCCACGGAUAAAAACAGAGGCUUAACCUA
Molecule: messenger RNA, 2239 nt
Organism: Odobenus rosmarus divergens (Pacific walrus)
Lineage: Eukaryota; Metazoa; Chordata; Mammalia; Carnivora; Odobenidae
Gene: FNDC7
Product: fibronectin type III domain containing 7
Exons: 12
Coding region: 1-2202 (733 amino acids)
Molecular function (GO): protein binding
Source: RefSeq, a predicted model, not a curated record